AUGUCCAUAGGAAUCAGGCUGCUUCUUCGAGAAUAUUUUCUAAUAACUCGUUUCUUGGCCUUAGAAGUCUUAUUAGUGGAUAUGCAACUUACAAAUGAAAAGCAUGCAGAUGAGAAACCCAUUAAUGCUAUCGUUAUAAAUUCGGUAUCCGAAUUCAAUAUCACAGAUGGACCAGCCAAGGAAACCCCCAGUGAGAAAAAACUGUCAGAAUCCAGCACAUCACUGUCCUCCCUUGAAGAAUGCCAAACGAAAUUUUCCUACCUCCAAACUGAUACUUCAGUUCAUCAGAGAGACACGGAUGAUGAGUGUGCCUCCCUUAUUCUCACCUGCCUGUUCUGCCAGUUUUGGGAUUGUCUCCUGAUGCUGCCCGAUAUAUGUGGAACGAUGUGCACCAGCCUGUGCUGCCCCUCUCACAGGUAUCACCACACCUCGGACGAGAGUCACUCUCGGAAUGACUGCAACUGCAACUGCGACAUGGACUGCAGCCUUUUUGAGUCCUGCCAUGAGACUAGCGAGUGCCUGGAGCUAGCCAUGGAGAUUUCCGAGAUCUGUUAUCGCUAG
This is a messenger RNA of Sorex araneus (European shrew), 561 nucleotides long. It is a transcript of the gene MDFIC2, whose product is annotated as MyoD family inhibitor domain containing 2. Bases 1 to 561 code for a protein of 186 amino acids. The record is from RefSeq and is a predicted model, not a curated record. Lineage: Eukaryota; Metazoa; Chordata; Mammalia; Eulipotyphla; Soricidae. The transcript has 3 exons.